AUGUCCGCUCAAGUGUUGUCCCAGCUUCCAGCUCUCCAGGCUACCGUUGCACCAGACUGCAAGAUUUUGCAAAACUCUGAGUGCCCCGAAUUCCACCAACGUUUGAGGCGCUGGACUGAAAUCGACCACCAAACGCCGACUGCGAUCAUCUUGCCAAGCACCGAAGAAGACUGUCUUAGAAUUGUUCAAUGGGCACUUCGGUUCUCCAUCCCGUUUGGCGGCGUCAUUAUUGAUCUGAGUGAUUACGCCGGUGUUUCGGUAGAUGAAGCAGCAAGAACGGCCACCUUGGUCGGUGGAGUGCUGUCCAAACAGGUGGGCCUGCGCCUCGCGGAAGCAGGGCUAUUUACAGCCCUCGGAAACGGCAACACCGUCGGCGCAAUCCCGUACUUCCUCGGCGGAGGCGCAUCCAUCACCUCCUCCAUCACGGGACUUGGGUCUGAUCAAAUAAUCUCCGCGCGGGUCAUUACCGCCAGGGAGGGUGGAACACUGGUGGAGGUAACAGAGUCCGAUAAUAUCGAUCUUCUGUGGGCGUUACGAGGUGCGGGACAGUUCUUCGGGCUGGUCACCCAGCUUACCAUCCGUGCUCACCCGCUCUCCUUGCUGCGCAAGCGGGCAGGUUUGAUCUGGGUCGGCGCGUUUGUCUUCCCACUGAACCGUGCGGUGGAGAUCGCUCGUGUGAUGAAGCCGCUCAUGGCGGACGGACAGCACGCGACGUCUGGCUUGAUGAUGAUCAUGGCCUCUCCACCGGCCCGCGUCCCCUCGUUGGUCAUCUCGGCGCGGUACACGGGUGACGAGGAUCCGCAUGUACCCUUUGGGCCAUUGUACGAGCUGCAGCCGGUGAUGGUGACUGGAGGGGAGGUACCAGUGCAGAAUGCAAGCGAUGCGCGGGAGGUCCUGUGCGCUAAGGGUGACUUUAAGCAGUUUGGCGUUGUGGGGCUGCAUGAGUUCAGUGUGGAUGGUUUUAUGCACACGGUCGAGGUUUGGAAGAGGAUGGUUGAUGAGUGCCCGGACGCAAUUAAGACUGCCUUCAAUUUCCAGUGGGAUGCAAGGCCUGUUAAGACGCCCGACAUGGAUUCGGCCCAGUCACUCCAUGAUAUUCGCUACUGGCAGAACAACUUGAUUUGGCAUACAGAUGCAGCCAGCCGGGGCAAGGUAGAUAGCUAUAAUGAACAGUGCAUUGCCAUCAUGCGUGGGUCGGACGAGUCGCGGUUUGUGGACUUCCAAAAUGGAACCCGCAUUGGGCCCAUCGAGAGACGGUACCGUGGGGAAGCGCGGCUCAAGAAGCUGCGACGGUUGAAACGAGAGUGGGAUCCUGAAGGGGUGUUCACUCGGCAGUUGCUUGAUUGA
Messenger RNA from Aspergillus aculeatus ATCC 16872, 1347 nucleotides. Its product is annotated as FAD-binding oxidoreductase. Bases 1 to 1347 code for a protein of 448 amino acids. Gene Ontology annotation, molecular function: FAD binding. The transcript has 5 exons. The record is from RefSeq and is a predicted model, not a curated record. NCBI's taxonomy places the organism in Eukaryota, Fungi, Ascomycota, Eurotiomycetes, Eurotiales, Aspergillaceae.